Messenger RNA from Scaptodrosophila lebanonensis, 2616 nucleotides. It is a transcript of the gene Nep5, whose product is annotated as neprilysin. The record is from RefSeq and is a predicted model, not a curated record. The transcript has 9 exons. Gene Ontology annotation, biological process: protein processing. Gene Ontology annotation, molecular function: metalloendopeptidase activity. The coding region runs from base 1 to 2616 and encodes 871 amino acids. NCBI's taxonomy places the organism in Eukaryota, Metazoa, Arthropoda, Insecta, Diptera, Drosophilidae. Gene Ontology annotation, cellular component: plasma membrane.
AUGGAUGGCGGAGCGCCGAUUACUAGAAAUCGUGUUUGGACUACGAGCACUUCUAGCAACGGAUUCUUCAAUGAGAACCUGCAGCAACAGGCUCUGCCACGCUUACAGACACCCGGCAAUCUAAGCAUAUUGUCCGGACAAAUCGCGCCAACGCGAGCCUUCACUGGCAACGGCCAUGGGGACAGCGCACAAAGCAAACAAUUUUGUUGCCAACACGCCAACCCUAACCUGAUUGGAGUGCAGUCCAGAUUUCGACGCAAAUAUUAUCACAAGGCAGUGCUUGGUUCGCUGAUAGCUUUGGUAAUCAUCUUGUUGAUAACAAUCAUAGUAAUAAGCAUAAAUCAUAAGAAAUCUAGUGCAAUAUGCCGAAGCAAGGAGUGCAUCCGAACAGCGGCGAACCUUAUCUACGCCAUGGACAAAGAGACUGAUCCUUGCGAGGACUUUUACCAAUUCAGCUGCGGCCACUGGGCAGACGAGCAUCCACGUCCAGAUUCGGUUACAUCUAAUGAUUGGUUCCGCGAGCGGCAAGCGCAUGUGAUGCGCCUGCUGCGUGAGUUCCUCAAAUCGAAUAUCAGCAGUGAGGAACCGGAAGCUGUGGAGCACGCCAAAACAAUGUACAAGGCGUGCAUGGAUACCGAGAUGCUGGAUGAGCGUGGCUUGGAGCCAUUGGUUUACUUUUUGCGAAAGUUUAAGUUGCCUGUUGUUCCAUCGGAACUAAACGUGACUCUGAGUAGCUCGUCAAAAUAUGUUUCGGAGACAGUAGACUUCAACUGGCUGGAUACAGUCGCGGCCGUUAAGCAACAUCUAAGCUUGGAUCUAAUCAUUGGUUUCGAUGUGUUUCCGGAUCCGUUUAAUCGCACCAUCAAUCGAAUUGCAUUAGGCACACCAGAAACAGACUCCGCUUUGCCAUUUAAUAAUGACGAUUCGCGCAAACUGCUGUAUAAAAUACACAAGAAGACCGUGUUUACGCAGUACAGUGAAGAGGAUGAGACUGAGGAUGAUAGUCACGAGGAGCACGAAGAAGAGGAGGAAGACGCCAAGAAAACCGGUACCAAUGCGUAUACGGAAUAUGUACGAAAGGUCAUCGAAACAUACCUCAUUUACGUGGAUCCUGACAUUAACCGGGAGGAGGCGAGCGCUGGAAUUGGCGAGCUGGUUAAGCAUGGCUUGAAAGUGGCUCGUCAUCUUCACAAGCUGAAAUCAGAGGCGGAAAACUCAACAAAACCCUCGAAAAACCCCAUCGACGACAUAAUCUAUAUUUCGCUUCUGGAGCUGCAGAAUCAAACAGACAAGAACAUUGCUCCGAAAACACUGCCCAUUUGGGCGCGCUACAUGGAGCUGAUUCUGACGGGCACACGACAAGCGGGCAAGAUGCGCCUCGACGAUGUGAACAUAAUCACUAGCCAGGCAGAUAUUAUAUAUUUGCAAAACGUUGCCGAGUAUCUGAAUGAGGCACCACCCUCACAUAUCGAGUCCUACCUCUGGCUUAGUGCACUGGAAGAGUUGGUGCUGCAUACGACCAGCGAGAUGCGCCUCCUUCACUCGGAGUACAUGCGUCAUGUGAUUGGUACUGAGGGCAGUAGUCCUCGAUCACUGUAUUGUGCUCAUGGUGUCAAUAGUCUCUUUGGUAUGGCGGUCAGCUAUGUGCUCGCUGACGAGGAGUUUACGCAACACACGCUGCCUCGAGUGGAGCGAAUGCUAAGUGACAUACGGAGAUCAUUUGAUCGACUGGUCCGAGCUACCUCCUGGAUGGAUGGCAACACCAAGCGCAAGACGAUGCAGAAAUCGGCAGAAAUGAAGAGCUUCAUUGGCUUUCCUUCCUGGCUGACCAAUAGUUCGGCGUUGAAUGCCUAUUAUGCUGGGGUUAAGGUGAAUGCGAGUACCCAUCUGGAGAAUCUAAUGGGAUUCUUGCAUUGGCAAAUGCUUGGUAUGCUCAAUGAUAUGGACAAGCCGGAGCCAAUUGGUUGGGCGACAUCGCCAUCCAAUGUGAACGCCUUUCAUACGUUCCAGUCGAAUGCUAUAACUGUUCCGGUGGCUAUUUUGCAGUACCCCUUCUAUGAUCUAGGGUUGGAAGCCCUCAACUAUGGCGCAAUUGGCACUAUUCUCGGCCAUGAGCUGACCCACGGCUUCGAUGACAGCGGUCGCAUGUUUGAUAAGGAGGGUAAUAUGGUACAGUGGUGGUCCAACGAGACUGUACGUGAGUAUAUAAACCGCACAGAGUGCUUUGUGGACCAGUACAGUCGUUAUUAUCUGCCGGACAUCCACGAAUAUAUAGACGGUGAGCUAACGUUGGGUGAAAACAUUGCCGACAACGGCGGCAUGCGUGAAGCCUUUUACGCCUAUCGCCUGUACGUGAAGGACGUGGGUCGUGAACGUCUCAAGCUGCCCGGGUUGGAGCAUUUUUCUCACGAGCAACUGUUCUUUAUUGCGUUCGGCAACCUUUGGUGUGAGACGCUUACCCCCGCUGCUUCGCAGUAUGCUUUAGAAGACUCGCAUUGCCCCGGCAAGAUAAGAUUGAAGGGUGUGCUGUCCAACUCGGAAGAGUUUGCUCGUGCUUUUAAAUGUGCACGCGGCACAGGAAUGAAUCCGGAGGGGCCCAAAUGCCGAAUUUGGUAA